This is a messenger RNA of Vanessa atalanta (red admiral), 3470 nucleotides long. RefSeq names its product cAMP-specific 3',5'-cyclic phosphodiesterase 4A-like. The transcript is spliced from 11 exons. The record is from RefSeq and is a predicted model, not a curated record. Gene Ontology annotation, molecular function: 3',5'-cyclic-AMP phosphodiesterase activity. The coding region runs from base 286 to 2676 and encodes 796 amino acids. NCBI's taxonomy places the organism in Eukaryota, Metazoa, Arthropoda, Insecta, Lepidoptera, Nymphalidae.
GCUGCAUACAUUGCUGUAGUUGUCUGCCAGCAAUCGCUCCGAUUGCCGUGUGCUAUAGUAAUUAUCACGAUACAUCUUAACUAAACUACAUAUUUUGAUAAAACCAUGACAUACAACGGAAGCUGUUAACUCUUUCUCACAGUGAAAUUCGUGUUUUAGCAUUAAAAUGUGAAGAUUUUUGAAUAUUCAAUACACUUUCUUGUUGUGAACGAAAUAAAUCUCGUCGUUUACCGUAGUUUACAACUUACUCGAAUCGUUUAUUUGAUUCGCACAUAAAAUAUAACUAUGCAACAAUGUGGAUUUUGUUCAAUGUUGUCGGGAUUGUUAAGAAGAGCCAUGUGUAUAAGCAGCAGACGAGGCAGUAGCGAGUCUUACUACCGAGAGCUCGGCGAUCAAGAGACAUUGAACAUUGAGGACAGGUCCUCGAUACUCUCUGACGAUUCGGAAGAAAUAAUUCAAGAAGUCCCAGUGCUGGUAACUCGAGUUGACGUCAAUGAAAUGAGAAUAAUGAAGAAGCCGAGUGUGUGUACCGGCCGGUUUCUGACGAUGCACAAGCGACGCAAGAAGCGCCUUGUGACCAGAUCGCUGCGCCUGGAAGCCGCUCUUCUCGAUGACCUGCAGUAUGGACAAGUGCAGUGUAUCCUCAAACAGUCAGUGACGUGGAAGUUCAAUGCCUUUACGUUAGAAAACGUCUCCGGUGGGCGUUGCUUGCCCGUGUUGUGCGUGCAUUUGUUCCACGUCUACGGCCUGAUAUCGUACUUCAAGCUGGACGCCGCCAAGACAUGGAGGCUGUUCACCAUGAUCGAGGAGGGAUACCACAGCAAUAACCCGUACCAUAACUCGAUCCACGCGGCUGAUGUCACACAGGCUAUGCACUGCUUCUUGCAGCAGAAACAGAUUCGUAAUUAUUUAGAGCCCAUCGAGAUAAUGGCGUCCCUGCUGGCCGCCAUCGCACACGAUAUGGACCACCCUGGAGUCAACCAGCCUUUCCUGAUCGCAACAUCUAACCAUCUCGCCGCUUUGUAUCAGAAUACGUCUGUUUUGGAGAACCAUCACUGGCGAGCGGCUGUUAGUUGCAUCAUCGAGAGUGGACUUCUGGAAGUGCAGGAAAUUCGCGUCAAGGUGGAACGUCAAAUCAGCUCUCUUAUCCUGGCUACCGACAUCACCAGGCAACAAGAGUUCUUAAGCCAGUUCAAGACCUAUUUGGACAACAACACCCUCGACAUGAGGAACAGCGAUCAUCGGCACCUUGUGCUACAAAUUGCACUAAAAUGCGCCGACAUAUCCAACCCAUGCCGGCCAUGGGAGAUCAGCAGGAAGUGGAGCCUGAAGGUGUGCGAGGAAUUCUUCCGCCAGGGUGACUACGAACGCAAACUCAAUCUACCAGUGACCGCGCUUUGUGAUCGCCAUACUACUUCGAUACCAAAGAUUCAGACUGGAUUUUUCAAGUACGUAGUAACGCCUCUAAUCACCGAAUGGCAUCGUUUUCUACAAAACGACCUCUCCGCGCAAAUGUUGGAGAAUCUUGCAUACAAUCAAACCAAGUGGGAGUCAUUUGUUGUACAAGAGAUAGCCGAAGAGACUAAGACGGAAAUAUCUGAAGCGGACAUGGUCGAUGAUGAUUUGGAAACAUGUUCCGGAACCAAUAUAUCGGACAGCCAAGAAUUUCUGAUGCCACUAAGGCGAAGCUCUUUAAAUCCCGUCAAACCGAUUGGCUUGAAAGAACAACUGCGCCGUUUCUCUGUGCCACUUAAUGUGUUCCAAGAUACUCGGUUCAAGAUCAAAGAGCGCAGUGGAAUCGAAAGUACUGUGGGUAGUCUGCACUCAAUCAACUCGCAAGUAAGCGUGCGAUCUCAAAUCGAACACACUGAUUCAGCUGAGAAAGUUCUAAGCACAGAGAAACUUCUGCCCGAUCUGUCGAUAGCCUCUAUCACUACGCCCAUGCAAGCAACUCGGCUUAACACCGUGAUCAAAGAAGGCGGAACCUGGAAAUUGGUGAGGCAGCAGACAUUCCCUCCGCUGGAGACCGUUGCUCGAACCCACGCUCUUUUAAGCCGCCCAAUGCACACGAGCAACGAGGAAGCCAUCUAUCCAUCUCGUAAUACAACUGAAUUUGCGCUGACUUUGGAAGAAAGGCUAAACAACUUAUUCAAGGGUACCACAGAUGCUACUAACGUAGGCACGAUUGACGAUUCUGACAGCCGACUAAGGGAGAGUUUUAAACUAACGGUCAAGCCGUCUUCGGGUGCCUCCCGUCGAGAUUCUGCCACCGUGGGCAGUCAACUGCGUGACAAUUUGUCUGCGGUACAGCUUAGCUCGUCUGAACAACUGCUUCGUCGUAGGAAAUCCAUGCCGAACGACGCUAUUGCCUACUCUCCAAAAGAGAAAAAGAUGCGUGAAAUUAUACCUCAGCUGCUGCGUCGCACGCUCUCUAGCAAGGAUUGCUGGUCUCGCCGCCGCGGGUCAGCUCCAGCCCCAGUGGCGCCCUCCGAGCUGCGGGGUCUAACAUCACUAGGAGCCUUGCGUCACAGCGUAAACGGAGGCAGGCGAAAGCCGGGUGCCAUCGGUACUUGCCAACAGUGGCUCGCUAAAGCGACAUACAGCGUCCAGGAACGCACGAUGCAACAUCUGCCACGCAGGGCCUCUUUGCCCGUUGAGGUGAUUACAGGUAUAUAAUACCUCUGAACAGCCAAAAACCAAUGAAAAGAAGUAAAUACAUAAAUCGCGCCUGCAUUGUAUGCGCGGUUAAUGUUUCACGGAAUCGACAAAAUUCUCUCGGAAAUAUAUAAUUAAUUAAGAAGAGACAUGACAUGAGGAUAUAACAGUUACGGUGACAGUGCCCUCUAGCGAGUACGCGUACUAGGGUUGGUCCCUUGCGUGUGCUUCGUUAGUGCCCUCUCACGACUAUACACUGUACCGUUGCAGCGGCACGCCAGCGUUCACAAGCGCUAGUGCUGCCAUCUCAAUGGUUGUAGAGCUGGUCUUGCAACCCGUGACGUCACACGACCGAGCAGAAAUUAUAUUUCCUUAAGAUUUUUUCUAAGUUUUAGUACAAAUUGUUUUCUAUAAACAGCGAUGAUUUUUUUUUGUGUUUGUUAAGUAUUUAUUAAUUUAGUAUAUCUCUUUCUUGACUAACUUAGGUUUAGUUUCUUUACCUUGUUCGAGUUGGCUGAGGGCCACGAAGUCGUCGCUAACGGACACGACCCAGCAUUCAAAGCGAAUGCCAAAUUUUAAAAACAAGGAGUAGAGUCUCAUAAUCAAUAACUUUUAGUAUUUGAAAGUUAUAUAGUCAUAGUUUUAAGCUCUUCUGUUUAAGAUCUUAUUCAAACGCCCUUUUGGCGUUCAACUAUGAAGUAUAUUUAUUACUAUUCGUGUUAUAUUACUAAAUUCAGUAUUACCAAUAUUAAAAAAUAAAUCAUUCAAAAAAAAAAAACAUAAUGACGAUUAACAAUUUAUGGACUUACCGUCGC